AUGUCGACGAUCCGGGUGUUGCAUACGGAGCGCGUUAAAAAAUCAGAUUGUAAUUCAUGUACGGCGAAAAGCCAUGGUUCACAGCCCUCUCCAUUUCGCCUAUGGCGAUGGAUUAGUCAAAGACUCACGCCUUAUGGCUUGGUUUCUUUUAUUCUUCGUUUAAAGAUCCUUCAAGAUGACAUUAUGCUAUUUUGUCUAGAAAGUAAUCGUACAAGAUUAAUUGAUGUUUGUAAAACCCGUUGGGCUGCUAGAAUAGAAGGGCUCUAUAUCUUUGAAGAGCUUUAUAUUGCUAUUGUCAAAACUCUGGAACAGAUGGACCAGAAUUUAGAUAAACAAAUAGGUAUUAACACCCAAUCGAAGGCUGGACCAUUACUUCUCUCUCUUAAGUCAUUUGUAUAUCUUGUGGCAUUAGUUAUUACAAGGCACAUUUUUGAUUUAAUGCUUCCUGUAACAAAGCUUUUGCAAUCAAAGACUGAAACAGAUAUUUUGGAUGGUUGUGAACUUAUUAAUUCUUUAAAAAACUUAACAAUGUCGAUAAGAAACAAUAUAGAUUAUCAUAAUGAAUGGUAUUCAUCAGCCAUUGAUUUAGCCUCAAAAGUUGAUAUUCUAGAACACAAAAAAAAAAAUUGUGGCAGACAAACAACACGUUCAAAUGUUACUGCAGAUUCACCAUCGCAAUAUUACAAACGUGAUUUGCAUGUGGUUCCAUCAAAAUUUGUCUGGUCAGAGAACCAAAUAGGGGAACAAGUAUGGAUUAAGAAUUUCAGAGCAUUUGCUGAAUUUUACAGGAAUGAUUUACCAAAUCCUCUUGCACUAGAGGGUAAAAUAAAGCUAUGGCAGCAAUAUUGGUCUGAUUAUGAUCGAUGCUUACCAGACAAUGUAAUCAAAACGUUAAAAGCUGUCAAAUUUGAUGGCUUUGAAAACAUUAAGGUAGCAUUAAGAAUUUUAGCCACUUUGCCCGUCACAUCCUGUGAAUGUGAACGUUCUUUUUCUUCUUUACGCAGACUUAAGGACUAUACCAGAAGCACCAUGGUUCAGGAUCGUUUAAAUGGAAUUGCACUCAUGUACAUCCAUAAGGAAAUCCUGCCAAACAUAGAUGCUGUUAUUGAUCGGUAUGCAAUGUGCAACCGAAGGCUAUCCUUUUCAUAA
Messenger RNA from Hydractinia symbiolongicarpus, 1149 nucleotides. Its product is annotated as 52 kDa repressor of the inhibitor of the protein kinase-like. The transcript has 3 exons. Bases 1 to 1149 code for a protein of 382 amino acids. The record is from RefSeq and is a predicted model, not a curated record. Lineage: Eukaryota; Metazoa; Cnidaria; Hydrozoa; Anthoathecata; Hydractiniidae. Gene Ontology annotation, molecular function: protein dimerization activity.